This is a messenger RNA of Symbiodinium natans, 372 nucleotides long. Lineage: Eukaryota; Dinophyceae; Suessiales; Symbiodiniaceae. The record is from the annotation of a GenBank genome assembly.
GUGCCUGCGGACCAUGGGGGUCUCCGCAUGAACAUCACCAAGCAGAUGUUCGAGGAGCUUCGAAAAACGUGUGAACGCCUGGACUUGCUCCACCCGGCGAUGGACCUCGUCAUGGAGGCCUGCAUGAGCCGAUCCCGUGAGCUGCUCGAGCAGAGGUUUGCCGAGCGGGAGCUCUUCAAGAGAAUCCUCUCGAGCAACGCCACGAACGCGAGACAGGCGGUGGAGUGGAUGGAGUCCUAUCGUGCAGUGAACAAGACGUUCCGCGCGAAGGUGGAGGAGGUCACAGGAAGGACAGUCUGCAACGACACCGCACAGUUCAUGCCGAAACGCUUGCGGCUCGAGUCGGAGGCGAUGUCCGAGUAUCCAGCCUGA